Medioppia subpectinata is the source of this 540-nucleotide messenger RNA. Lineage: Eukaryota; Metazoa; Arthropoda; Arachnida; Sarcoptiformes; Oppiidae. The record is from the annotation of a GenBank genome assembly.
AUGGCUUUGGAUAGAAAGAGAUCGACGCGAAGAAGUGCACGACAUCGUGGAGAACAGGGUGUGGGUCCGGUGCAGGACGACAGGCGUCCGCCCGCAUCCAAAUGCAAGACUUGUUGCCGAAAGUUUCUCGCAUUCCUCGUGUCCAACGUUGGCCUCUGUGUGCUUGUGGUCGCCUACUCUGUCGGCGGCGCCUUCAUGUUUAGAGCACUCGAGGCUCCCUUCGAGGUCCAGACCGCCAAACAAGUCAAUGAAUUGCGAAACAAAACCAUUCAUCACUUGUGGAAUAUAACAUACAAUCAUAACGUCUUCAACUAUAGUGUGUGGCGACAAUCGAUUGUGGAUGAGAUCAAGAGCUUUCAGAGCGAUCUACUGAAGGCAAUCAAAGAUGGCUAUGAAGGGCAACAGGAUAUGGGUCAGGAACAGUGGUCUUUUUCUGGUGCUUUCCUCUUCAGCCUCACUGUCAUCUCAACAAUUGACUUAGAGCUCAACGUCUCAAAUGACACCAAAGUUGAGAACAGCUCUCAAUCGAUCACAUCCUAA